UUAUUAUUAAAUUAUUUAACAACAAAGCAAUCCAAAUCAUCCAUAUCGUUGAAAUUGAUAAGUUGUGAAAGAUGCAUUAGUAACUACAUGUUUAAAUCUCAGGUUUAGACUCGAUUAAACUAAAUCCUUCGUAGAGGUAAUGGCGUUUUCCACCCAGAGAGAGAUUCUAAAUUUCCCUUUCCGUAACGAGGAACCCACCAUACCGGACAGAAAACGUAGCGAUUGUCAGUUGAAGUCCUAUGAGUCGUGUACCGAUGUGAGAGCUUGGUCUAUGAACCCGAAAGUGACCGCCAAGUUCCUGUUGGACGUUGCACACAAAUCUCGCUACCGGAGGAAACUUCCGCGGCCUAGAAGUAGUGACGGUCAGCUAACCAAAGCGUACCUUCAACAACUGGAUGUUGAAGAAUUGUUGGAUUAUGUGAUGAAUCUUAUGGUGGAACUCGAGGAUGUGAAAUCAAAAGUACAGCUACUGGAGGCUCAUCAAAACCCUAGACAAGUUGGCGAAAUUGAUUCAACAUACGAUCCGGACAAAGAAGAGAAGCAGCUAAUUUCAAAUUUAAAGACCAUAAUAUGUUACAAGACAUUACUGAUUGCUUUGAUAGUCACGUUUAUGAUCUUAAUAAUUUUGAAUCUAGUAAUAUUGGUUUGUUCGAAGUGAACGACCUGUAAGCAAUUUAGCCUGUUUGACCCAUUUAGAUUAGUUUAGGCCUAUAAAUAAGAUAACUAUUCAGCACAACAA
Aedes aegypti (yellow fever mosquito) is the source of this 739-nucleotide messenger RNA. RefSeq lists its product as uncharacterized. The coding region runs from base 140 to 658 and encodes 172 amino acids. The transcript is spliced from 2 exons. The record is from RefSeq and is a predicted model, not a curated record. Lineage: Eukaryota; Metazoa; Arthropoda; Insecta; Diptera; Culicidae.